UCCGGAUUUUGCUCUGACGCCGAGGACGCAGGAAACCGGCGGAUUUGCAAAGUGACGGCUCAUCGCCGCCUGCCUCACGUCCGAGGAACAAACACCUCCGUCCGAUGGAUGUAAGGAAGGGAGAGAGCAGCGUUUCGGACAUGGGCUCCUGCCGUCCUCUCUCCCACUGAUGGAAGGGGAGCUGGGAGACACCUCCUCCUCGACGUUAAGGCUGGAGGUGCCGCGGAUUUAAACCCCGGAGUCUUCAUCAGUGCCCCCGAGUCUACAUGUUUGCAAGUGUUAUGGACGUGGAUGUGUUUAAGGGGAGGUCGAGCUGGUUUGAGCUGGAGGACAUGCGAUGGUCACGAUGCGUCCUGAUGGCAGAAGCGGUUACUACUUUCUGCUGGCCGCGCUUUGCUUCUUCGCCGCUUCUCUCUCCCGGUCGGUGGAGGAGUCGUCGCCCUUCUUCGCCUGGCUUCUAAGCAGACUCGUCUUCUACUCGGCGCUGUCCCUGAGCAGCCUGCUGUUGGGCACCUUCCUGGUGCUGGCGAAGCAAAGCAACACCAAGGCGCCACGUUUCCCCAGGGAGGAGAGACCUCUCGGCGUGUCCCCCUUGUUGCGACAGCUCACGGGCCGCCUGUCAGGCAUUUCAUCUGAACCUGUGCCUACACGAAGAGUAGUUCUUUCACACAAUAUGGAUAAAGCAUUGAAAGAAGUGUUCGACUACAGCUACAGGGACUACAUCCUUUCCUGGUAUGCAAAGGUCAGUCGUGAUGAAGGGCACCUGCACCAGAUGCUGUCGGAGGACUAUUGGGAGCUGGCAAAGCAGCUGCGUGUUCGACUGAGCAACAUUGACAUCGUGAAGGUUGUCUGCAACGAUGUUGUACGCACCGUCCUCCUUCACUUCUGUGACCUCAAGGCAGCAAACUCAAGGCAAGAGGUGCAGCAACCGAAACCCUUCCCCCUGCACCCGUGCUUGAAGAGCAGCAUGGACGAGGACCAGUUCCUGCAGAUGUGCUCACGUGUCCUGGUGCUUUGCCUCUUAACGUCAAAAGACAUCUCCUCUCGCAGCCUGCGGAUUGUCCUUGCUGAAAUAUUAGCCAUGAAAGUACUAAAACCGAUGGUGGAACUGCUGAGUGACCCUGACUACAUUAACCGAAUGCUGCUGACCCAGAUGGAACGCAGGGAGCAGGUGAAUGAGCAUCACAAGAAGGCCUACACUUACGCCCCUUCCUACGAGGAGUUCAUCAAGCUCAUCAACGGCAGCUGCGACGUGGAGUUCUUAAAGCAGCUGAGAUAUCAAAUUGUCGUUGAAAUAAUUCAAGCAACUACAAUCAGCAGUCUACCACAGAUGAAGAAACCAAAAGACAGCAAAGGGAAAGAGUCUGCGGCCAUGAAGGCGGACCUGCUGCGAGCCCGCAACAUGAAGAGAUACAUCAACCAGCUGACCGUGGCCAAGAAGCAGAGCGAGAAGCGGCUGAAGCUGCUCGGUGGCCCUGUGUACGGACAGCAGGAAGAUGGAGGCUGCGACGAGACCGACGCACCUUCCAGUCAAAAGAUUCUACAACUUGAUGAGAUCUUGUCCAACCCAUCCUACAGGGAACACUUCCGUGCCUACAUGGAAAGGAUGGAUAAACGGGAUCUCGUCAGCUUCUGGGAGUCCGUUGAAUACUUGAAAAUUGCAAACAAGACAGAAAUACCUCAACUCGUCGGUGAAAUCUACCAGAAUUAUUUUGUGGAAAGUCGGGAAAUCCCCGUGGAGAAGGCACUUUAUAAGGAAAUCCAACAGAGCCUCGUCGGCAACAAAGGAACAGAUGUCUUCAACAAGAUUCAGAGCCAUGUUUAUGAGACUCUUCAAGACCGGUAUUACCCAUCUUUUCUUGUAAGUGACUUGUACGAAAGACUUGUGAGGAAAGAAGAGGAAAAGAGCACUUUACAGACCAACCUGGAGAACCGGGGCGAUGCGCAGGUGUGUGAGAGCGGAGAGGACAUCCUGGAUGAAGGCAGCAAUGGCAUCAAUGAGCAGGCCAGCUAUGCGGUGAUCAAACUGCGGCAGCUGAACGAGAAGCUCGAGUACAAGAGGCAGGCGCUGGGCUCCAUCCUGAAUUCACCAAAACCCGACAGAAAGAUUGUAACCAAGCUGAAGGAUGAAUUAGGCACAAUGAACGGUGAGUGUUCAAUUGUGGAAGAAAAUGGUGAACAAAUGUCCUGCUAUUCAAUCAUGGUGCAGCUGAAUCCACCUGACCCCGAAAACAACGGCUGGAUGGUGGGGCGAAAGCUGAGCGAGUUCCACACACUGCACAGGAAGCUCUGUGAGUGUUUUCCGAUGUUAAAGAAGGCACAGCUACCAUCUAUCAGUAAAUUGCCUUUUAAGUCCAUUGAUCAGAAGUUCUUAGACAAGUCGAAAACUCAGCUCAAUAUUUUUUUACAGAAACUCCUGACAGAUGAGAAGCUCUGCCAGAGCGAGGCCCUCUACGGCUUUCUCAGCCCUUCCCCAGAAUACCUGAAAGUUGUUGAUGUCCAGGGCAAGAAGUCAGCCUUCUCUUUGUCAUCCUUUCUUGAGAGGCUUCCUGGAGAUUUCUUCUCUCAUCAAGAGGAGGAAACUGAGGAGGACAGUGAUCUAUCGGACUACGGAGAUGAGGUUGACUGCAAAAAAGACUCGCUUGCCGAACCUUGUUUUAUGCUCAUUGCGGAGAUCUUUGAGCUCAGGGGAAUGUUCAAAUGGGUCAGGAAGACACUUAUUGCUCUGGUACAAGUUACUUUUGGAAGGACAAUCAAUAAGCAAAUUCGCGACACUAUCAACUGGAUGGUGAGUGAGCAGAUGCUGGUUUGCUACAUCAACGUCUUUCGAGAUGCCUUCUGGCCAAAUGGUAAAUUGGCGCCCACUACAGCUCCACGGACUGAGCAGCAGCGGUUGGAGACGAAGCACAAAGCCCAGCAGAAACUACUCGAUAACAUUCCAGAUGCGUUGCAGAACCUGGUGGGCCAGCAGAACGCACGUCACGGCAUCACAAAGGUCUUCAGUGCUCUCCAGGAGACCAGCGCCAACAAGCACCUGCUCUACACGCUGAUGGAGUUGUUGCUGAUCGAGUUAUGCCCUGAACUGCGAAUUCGUUUGGAUGAGCUGAAAGUCUGCCCAAAUCUAUCCAGCACUUUGUGAAGGUGUAAAAGAAUUAUCAAAAGGGGACCCCUGUUUUUCUUCUUAAAAAAUUGAAAUGCAAACUGCGGACUUAUUUUCCCCCAGAGGUGACAGUGCUGGGAUAUAUUGCUGUUUGUUGUUUCUCCACACGCCACAGAUGUAGCACUACGUGAAUGGAUUUGUUUCCAAAUUACUGAAUCAAUGCAUAAGGCUAUUUUUUCUUCCCCCUUUUCGAGCUGAACCCCGGUAGUUUUCUUUCUGAAGUUGAGAUGCCAGUAAUUAAUGUUGUGGGAAACUGAAUAAAUAUUUUUUAAGACGA
Messenger RNA from Amblyraja radiata (thorny skate), 3437 nucleotides. RefSeq names its product sorting nexin 25 (gene snx25). Gene Ontology annotation, molecular function: phosphatidylinositol binding. The transcript has 20 exons. Gene Ontology annotation, cellular component: endosome. The record is from RefSeq and is a predicted model, not a curated record. The coding region runs from base 338 to 3139 and encodes 933 amino acids. NCBI's taxonomy places the organism in Eukaryota, Metazoa, Chordata, Chondrichthyes, Rajiformes, Rajidae.